Messenger RNA from Sparassis crispa, 2595 nucleotides. RefSeq lists its product with no specific name. The coding region runs from base 1 to 2595 and encodes 864 amino acids. The transcript is spliced from 5 exons. Lineage: Eukaryota; Fungi; Basidiomycota; Agaricomycetes; Polyporales; Sparassidaceae. The record is from RefSeq and is a predicted model, not a curated record.
AUGGCGCAACCAAUUUUCGAAGAGCAUCCUCUCGAAGAAUACUUCGAACUGGCGGGCGAGUACCCUGAGGAUAUGCCUGGUGGAGUCUCUGAAUUCACUCUGCAACCCUCCCCUGGCAGAGCGAGACUCUUUGGUCUGGAGCGAAUGCCGUCGUUCCUCGCGAAUACCCUUCAGGACAUUUAUUCCGCCUUAUACUCGUCACGGUCGUCGCAAGAGCAAACAUUCGCUGAGCGCUUCAAGUACGACGUCAUAUCUUCUUCACUGCUGUCUUCGUCUAUAGCUGCCCCACCAAGCGCAACCCGUCGUACCUUCUCCCCUGAGCUUCCGGGAAGGCUACAAGACACCAGCGAAGAGGACCCGUCGCCGACCACUGCUGCGCGACUGGAUCAGUGGUUACCGACCCGCAUGGCGAACGCACACGCGCGGCCCGAGUUCAGCGAGAUUCAGUGGCCAAUACUCAUCCUUUCCCUUUCAGUUGCGGCUCUGUCUGCAGAGUAUUACUUUAUUGCUAUUUUCUUAUUCGCAUGGGCGGCGUACGCUUGGCAGUCUAAAAGGUCAAACAACCAGAAGGCGGACGUUAUCACUUCGACAUUAAAUGUUGUGAACGAAGUGAUAUCGGCGGGGAACGUUUGGGACUCUGCCGUGAACGAAGCUAUUACGAUCAUCGAGACAGAGGAACGAAGUAUAUUCUACGGCCCGACGAGUCCGCAGUCGCCGUCCUCAGGUCUUCGCGUCACUCUGCAGUCAUCGCUGCACACGACCCAGACGCAGUGCGACAACGUGCGCCAGCUUCUAUCUGCCCUCACCGAUCCGUCUCAGCUUGCGCAGCUUUCGGAGAUGUAUGCGCCGUCGUCACCGAUGAUGUCAUCGUUCUCGCUCGACCACCCGCGGCCUGUAUCCGCGCCUGCCUGGCGCCAGCGCCCGAUAUCGAUGCCUGCAAAUAAGCGUGCGACGUGGAACGGCUCAUACGCGUCGCUCGCAUCGGCAGGAAGCCCAACUGCGCAUCUCAUGAAACGUAAGCAGCGCACACGGUCUGGCCUAUCCGUAUUGUCAAAUGCCAACGGAUCCAACUUCGAGAGCAUGAGCGCGCCUGUAAGUCCGCAGUUUUCUGACACACUUCCCGACGUGCAGGAAGAAGGUGACGACGCGUCGUCGUCCGAGCAACCGUCGUCAUUCCCCUCUGCCGAGUACUUCGGAGCUGCUGCACUAGGCAUGCACCGGAAACGUAGGAGCGCAGGUAUGGAAACUUUCGGUAUCCUUCCACCGAGCUACACCACCCAGCCUUAUUUCCACCUUGGUCAUGGACCAUCACCGCCCCCGACUAUAACUUCCUCAUCGCGUUUCACCCCGGUGCACACUACCCGACACCCACUAUCGCUGUCUGGCCUUCGUCUAGCACUGCAUGGUGCAUUGUCCGCGAAGCGGUACGCGUGUUCCCAUCUUCUAGCUCUUCGCUUUGACGAGGACGACGAGGACGAGUGUUACUGGGAAGAUGUGCGGUCGGUGAUGGCUCUCCUUACAAGUACAUUCGAAGAUGCGUCUUCGAGACUCGUGGAGGCUCUUGACGAUGCGGAGAAGAAGCGUAUCAAGGACCAGCGGCCGAGCCCCGCGUCGAAAUCACGAGCGGGUAGCCCUGCACCAAUACCAAUUGACGGGGCUGCGAAGUCGGCUCAGAAUCGCUGCGCACGGACGAUGUCCGAGAUUGUGUCCUUCGCGCCGAUGCCCAGUCACUUAUCUCGGUUUGCGGCACACGUAGACGCUAUUGCUACAUCACUGAACGAUGCAAGAGAUCACCUCGAGCAAUGUGUUACGGUUUUGCGCGAACAGGCGUCACCUCAGGAGGUUGAUGAGGAUUCUCUGGGCCUGUCUUCCGUCCAGGAUCAUCCAGCUUUCCAAGCAUACGAUCGUCUUCGGAAGGAGCUGGGUUUUGCACUGCGCGAGUGCGAGCGCGGUCGGGAGCGCCUCCUUGACAUCAUCUCUCCGUCUCCAGUUGUCGACGACGUAAAUUCGUACGGCGACGAUACGCCUGCACUCGGUCAGGACACGGGGAGUGAACAAUCAGACAGGCAUAUUCCCGCGUCGCCGGCUCUGGAUCAGCCUGACAUCGCGAGCAUAUCCGGGGAGCAAGAAGCACUCGGUUUGGGCAUUGACCGCGGUGACGAGGACCUCGACGACGCGACUGAACAUCUGCUGCUCACCACCUCAUCAAAACACCUUCCUCCACCUGGCCUAGAGCAGGUAUUCCAGGCUGACUCCGGCGAUGGGCCGCUGUUCACCCGCGAGCGGUCAAGGCUCUCACGGGAAGAACGCAUCCGCCUGGCGAAAGCCAAGCGCGAGAACGGCGUGUUCGGCUCCCUGACGCUGUCAGAGCCACCUCCGCAAGCUAGACUUGAACGCUGGGCCCCAGGUGGAGAGGUGGUACAAGAACUGAAGGACGUAAUUUGGAAGGUGGGCGAAAAGCGGCGGCGGAUGGGCAUGCUGGAGCGGCUAGAUGCGCCUCUAGAGUCGGAGCAGUCUAUGGAACUGCAACCACAGGCUUUCUACACCCCCCGGACAUAUCGACCGCUCACGCUCGAAGACAGUCCGACGUCAUGA